GAUUUCCGUUCCCCCCCAUUGCUGGAUAUCAAAGUAGCUAGGUAUCUCAGGGUUGGUUAUAUGCGGCAUGUUUCUCUUUAUUGUGUAAUAACUUUCAUUAACACAAAAGACUUGGCUGGAAAGUGGACAAGCUACGAAAGGGGUUAAUUUAUUCUCGGCAAUAGAAGGCCACAGCAGGUCAAGCAACUUGACAGUAAAUAGAUGUGUGUGUUUUUUUAUUGGUUCUGUUAAAACGCACACCUGAAAUAAGACUCACUGUGCUAUGGAAGAAGUUGAUAAAAUUUUGAUCCAUUCUUUGAGACAAACCGGAACAGAAGUCGGGGAGGAAGUACAGAGCGUGAAGCAAUUCUCCAGUGAACUCAUUGUUGAAGCUGUGGUCCGAUGUCUUCGAGUGAUCGAGCCCUCCCUUGCCAAUGGGCUGAGCCACAUUUUACCACCUGGAAUGUCAGCUCGAUUUCGACUAGGAAUGAGUCUUGCACAGGCCUGCCAGGAUGUUGGUUACAAGGGAGAGAUUGGCUACCAGACUUUCUUGUACAGCAAUGAGCCAGAGAUCAGAGCACUCCUUAUGUUCUUGGUGGAGAAGCUUCCUCGUGAAAGCUCGGAAUCCUCUGAUCAGCCAGCAGGUAAAUCUGUAUUGCUUCAGAGAUCUAUUGCAUUUAAAAUAAAAUCGCAACUGGCAGUGCCUUGGAUACCUCCAUCCUGUCGUGUGCCUUUCCUCUGCAAGCAUCAGAACUCAGAUUUGGCCCAUGGUUUUCAUGCUCAGCACCUCAGCAUACCUCAAACCACAGUGCUCUCUGGCAAGAAAAUACCCAAAGAGGUGAAAGAAUAUUGUGAAAAACAUCUUCUGCCUGUUACUGCCCAACCUUCGCAGCAUGCCUUUCUCUGUGCCUCUCUUUUAGAGAGGAAUUUAGCAGAUAUUAGUGCUGUGCAGGAAUGGGAAUCUGAAUGGAAUAGUCAAGGACUUGCAUCCCGGCUUUCAAUAGACGAGUACAAAUCUCGUAAGAGACAACGUCUUCAGAAACGGCUUCAUGAUCAGCUUCGCCAUGCUGUUCAGCAAAAUCAAGAAAACCAGCACACGGCACGUUCCAGUUCUGACCUGGCUGAUCUUCUGAAAUCCUUUGGUGCAGGACCUUGUGGUCAUGAAAUAUUGGUUAAGGGAACACGUUUCACUCAUACAGAGAAAUUCACCUUUACUCAAGAGUCAGAGAAAAUGGUCCAACAAAUGCAAGCUGCAGCUGACUCUCUUCCAAGCUCAAAGCAAUCAGAAAAAGAAGUACAGGCACGACAAGAGGAAGAAGUUACCGGAUUACAGCAACAAAUAGAAGAUAUAGCUGUAAAAAUUGAAGAAGUGAGCUUGGAUAUAAAGAAGCUCACAGUUUCUGUUAUGCAGGUAUCUGAUGAGAUUCACCAAAAGGAACUAGAAAAUGAAGAGAAAAGUGGAUCAGUGCAGGUGAAGAGCAAAACAGUUGAAUUGCUUCCUGAUGCAGAGAACAACCUUGGCAAGCUGCAGGUUCUUGUUGACAAUAGUGCCAAGCGUAUUGUAAAUCUGGCUUCACAGUGGGAGAAACAUCGAGCUCCACUAAUUAAGGAGCAUAGACAACUAAAAGAACUUUGUGGGAACAAAGAGUUGGAGUCCUCUCGAAAGGUCUCUGAGAUCAAGGGGCUUCAUGAGAAGAUCCGUCAAUCAGCAGAUGAAGCCAAGAAAAAGGAGGAACUCUACAAACAGCUGGUAACAGAGUAUGAGAAUCUUCCAAAAGAUGUGUCUCGUUCAGCAUACACUCAGCGAAUUCUGGAGAUUGUGGGCAACAUUAAGAAACAAAAGGAAGAAAUUACCAAGAUUCUUUCCGACACUAAGGAUUUGCAAAAAGAAAUCAAUAAUCUCACUGGCAAGCUGGAUCGCACCUUUGCUGUGACAGAUGAGCUGGUUUUUAAGGAUGCAAAACGGGAUGAAUCAGUCCGGAAAGCUUACAAAUAUCUGGCAGCUCUACAUGAGAACUGCACACAGCUGAUCCAAACUAUUGAAGAUACAGGAACUAUUAUGAGGGAAAUCCGUGAUCUAGAGGAACAGAUUGACACUGAAAAUGGAAAAAAAACUGUGAGCAAUUUGGAAAAGAUUUUAAAUGACUACAAAGCAAUUCGUCAGGAGAAUUCUGUGUUGGCAGCUAAGAUUCGAGAUGCCUGAACUUCCCAAACCCUAAGUUAUCAAAAUAUUCUAGGCAAGCUGCUAGGCUUGAUGUCAGUUUUUGUCGAGGUCACAGUGAGAAAAUCCUAUAAGGAGCUGAAGAUGAUUUCUGCUGGUAUAAUUUCCAUCAUCUGCCUCAAGCUAAGUCUGGACAAACUCGUGUAUUUUGCUAGAUCACUAACAUGUUACCCAGUGAGGCUUGUGGUGAUUUCAUUACUGGGGAGGCAUUUUGUGAUCUGUCUACAACUUUUGAUACCAUUUUAAAAAUUAUGGAUCAGAUGAGCUAUGUUUCAUGAAUUGUAAAAGCAAAAAAUAAGAGGAAUAAAACUGAAAGAAGUCCACAGAUAUCAUGAACUGUGUCUCUAAUCCUUGUGACUUUUUUGCUUCCCAUGUUAAGGUAUAUGGCUGGAAGACUGAAUGUUGCUGUUUUGCUUCACCAGUCUGAAGAAACUGGAAUAUUUUUGUACAGAACUUUUUUCCAUCAAUUCAGAAAACUAGGAACAAAAGAUACUAAGGUGAUAUUUUGAGAUGUUGAAGUUAACCUCUCUUGUUCCCCUGUGUGUGUUCAUUUUCCCCAAUGUCUUCAGGAAGUAAGCAAGAGAAUUUUGUUUCUUUCUCUGUGUCUUUCUUUGACAGGUCCUCCACACACAAGAAUAUGGAUGUCUUAUUUUACUGUAGGUAGAAACUUGAUGAAAAAAGAUUUUUUUAAGAGUUUCUAGGCUACUUUUACUGAACAUACACAGUAGCCAAUGUGCUAUCAUGUUAUUAAACACAUUUCACUUUGUUUUUAUUUAAUUAAAAGAAAAAGCAAAAAUGAGCAAAAUGUAUCCAUAUCUCCUUUAUGCUAUUUUAUGUGGAGUAUUUUGAGCCCUUUUAACUCCUUUUUGUUUUUACUGAGUCUUUAUUGGUAAAAGCACCAAAAAUAAAAAUUUGAAUAAUGAAAAUUUACACAUUAAGCUACGGGGAAUAUUUAAAAUAAAUAAGAUUCUGCAUGAAGUAUAUUCUCAAAACUUAAUUUUUAUUCUGUUACCUUUUUUUAAGGGAUUGUUUAUUGCAGCAGAUUUAAACUUUAUUAAUACAUCUAAUUGCCAUUAUUUAGAGGAUCACAGAAAUACCAUCCUCUGAAUUGAAGGAAUGUGUUGUUUAUGUAAAAUACUCAUCUGUUAAGUAAGUCAAAAAUGCAGCCUUCUAUCUUUGUUUAUUUAGGAGUUUAUGCAUCAAGUUUCUCUAAUAAAACACCAUCAUAAACUUAUUUUUAAUUAACUACUGUUUUGUGCUACGUGAAAUUACCAGAAUUUCACUCAGUUAACCAAACAUAGGCAGGUACACUAUGUAUUUCUACUGUAGCAAGAGCAUACAGUGUGUGCACCAGGUUUAUAGUUUUCAUUAUCUGACUGUCACUUUUUCUUAUUUUUGCAUUCUUUCUCAUCAUAAGAAUUUUAUUGUCAUUUGUCACAUUUUCUGUGGGAAAGUAGUGCCUCUCUGUUGUAAUGACAAGCCAUGAUGUAGUCACUAGUCAUACUGGUUUCUUUGGAGCAACAAAAAUAUUAAAAUUGCAUUUCUUAUAAGGGUGUUCAAUUUAUUACUGUUAAGUGUGUUUAAUUCAAUGUCCUGGCAUCUGAUAAACAAGGAAUUGUAGCAUGUGUUUUGGAACCAAUAUUAUCAGUAUAUGGGCACAAACGGUUGCCUGGUUUAACUUAGCUGAAGGAAAUCAAAUAAUAAUUUACAGUAUGUGAAUUACAAAAUGGCCAUUACAUUGAAUUUUUAAACACAAAAUGUAGGUAUGAUUUUUAGAUCGCAUGGGUCGGGAUUUCAUAUUUCCAAAACAUUAUUUUUGAUGAAAAGUGUUUAUUCACAAGGUAGUUAAACAUGUCUGCACACCAAGAGCAAAUCCUUAAGGUCAUAUAAAAUCAAUUCAUAUACAUUAAAUGCAGUUUUGUUAUUUAAGGCGCAGGUGGUUAUUGUUUUUCUUUUUUGUGCACUAGGAAUUAUUUUGUAGUGUCAUAUUAGGUACUAGUACUGAACUUGUAACAAUUCAGUGACUUUAGAAUAAACAUAAGUCUUUGAUCCUGCUA
Erpetoichthys calabaricus (reedfish) is the source of this 4257-nucleotide messenger RNA. It is a transcript of the gene ccdc22, whose product is annotated as coiled-coil domain containing 22. The record is from RefSeq and is a predicted model, not a curated record. Gene Ontology annotation, molecular function: cullin family protein binding. The transcript is spliced from 16 exons. The coding region runs from base 263 to 2182 and encodes 639 amino acids. NCBI's taxonomy places the organism in Eukaryota, Metazoa, Chordata, Cladistia, Polypteriformes, Polypteridae. Gene Ontology annotation, biological process: positive regulation of ubiquitin-dependent protein catabolic process.